AUGUCUCUAUUCAUAGAGGACAACUCCAACUUCAUGAUAGGCAUGGGACCAUUUGGAGUUGUACAUCCAGGUAGUAGUUUUGCAGCUGGAUUCAUAACAGGUGAAGAAUCGUCAAGAGCUGCAUAUAGAGAUGACCUUGCUGCUGGGGAAGAGACAGUUCGAGUGGACCUUCAGGAGGAGGAGUUUCAAACUAAUUUUGACAGAGUGAUGAGGGGAGAUUGA
Sphenostylis stenocarpa is the source of this 222-nucleotide messenger RNA. NCBI's taxonomy places the organism in Eukaryota, Viridiplantae, Streptophyta, Magnoliopsida, Fabales, Fabaceae. The record is from the annotation of a GenBank genome assembly.